Molecule: messenger RNA, 143 nt
Organism: Dentiscutata erythropus
Lineage: Eukaryota; Fungi; Glomeromycota; Glomeromycetes; Diversisporales; Gigasporaceae
Source: the annotation of a GenBank genome assembly
AUGUAAGUUACGCUGGUUGGAGAGAGCCCACAGGGACUAACUUGUGGAAAUCGCCAACUGUAGACCUUCAUAUUCCGAGACUUACGACCAGUGACCAUACUAAUAGCCGAAAUACGUUAUUAUUUGUUGGAUCGAAGAUGUGA